CUCGUUGCGCGUGCUUUAAAGACUUGCUUAUACACUUGUAUCUUAAUAUACUAUUAAAGGUUCUGUUAGUACCUGCACUAGUUGGACAAAUGCGCUUGUGGGUGGUUUAAGUGACAGUUUGCCAUUAUACAUGGCAAUAUGUAACAGUUUAUAGUGAUCAUCACUUGAUGUUCCGUUAUCAAUUUUAAAAUCGCUUAAAAAUAAAAUGUAGUAUACAAUUGAGGGUUCGUAAAAAAAUGGGGUUGGAGUGAAUUAUGUAUCUUAGUAUCUCUGUCCACUCCGAAACUCAUUUGACAAACAUGAGGUCGCAAAAACUGCAGUGUAGCUUUUACUGAUCCUGGAGAAGAUUUUUUCCCGAUCUUAUUUCUACCACCUGCCAUUUGGUCAAUUGUUGGCGCGCUGUAUAUUCGAUUUAUAUUUUCUUUACAUUUGUACCCUACCAAGAGGUAUUAACAUUAAAUGGAAGCAUUGAUUAACGUAGUACAUAAACAUUAAUGACUCCCUCAUCUUAGUAUCUAGAAACAGCUGGAUUAUUUAUCCAAGAUUACAUUGUGUAGUUAGUGAUUGUAAUAAAGGUAGGCUUUAUCAGCAGAGUAUAUGUGACUGUUAAAUAUCGUUGUACAGCUAAUUUUAUUCGCACGCUGCCUCUAGGAAAAUGUGUACAUCUGAAUGUUUAUUUAAUGUGCAUCGACGAGUAAACACAAUUAACCGCUUCAGUUGCUUGCUUUACUGUUGACUCUUUGCCAUUUUAGUGUUAGUGUACAAUGGUGGCUCGAAUAUUUCUUGAAGGACAACGCUUAUCAAAUUCCUUUGUACAGUGGAAACGUCGCUGGGUGCUUUUUUCGUUAUUUAGCGUUUUUGUAGUAUUAUGCCUCCUUUUGGAAAACACACAGGAACCUGCUACUGCCAUAUACAUCGACCGUUUAAGUAGCGCACAGUCCCUUUUAGUGGAAUUGCAGAGGCGCAACCGGCAACUUCUGAAGAUAUUGAGAGAUUUUGAAAAGAUUGACAUUACUAUCGAUAAAGAAGGGACGCUACACGACCUAGAAGAACGUCUAGAGAUACUUUCCUCGUCAAAUGGAAGUAAAGUUCCCUUAAAGAGACCCUCCACAGAGUACCAACAUUUGCAAAGACAUAUAAAAAAUAAUAUUAACGAGUUUUGGUAUUUUGUAAAGGCACAACUCCAAAAAAUGAAAUCGGAAGCUGCGGAAUCACUAAAACCGACUUUGGAUGACAUCUUAGCGAUGGCACUAGAUCAUACGCAGGCUCUGUUAAGCGAUAUUGAUGAAGUGAUGCAGAAGGAUGGUUACAAGGACUGGAGACGAGCAGAAAGAGAUGAUUUAGCUGGAUUAGUGUGGCGACGAUUCAAUUAUUUACAAAAUCCCCAGAAUUGCAAAACAGCAAAAAAAUUAAUUUGCCAUGUUGAACAGGAUUGCAGUUAUGGUUGUCAAAUUCAUCGUCUGGUGUCGUGCUUUAUUGUGGGGUAUGGUACUCAAAGAACGGUUAUACUUAAAUUUGAGGGAUUUGAAGGGGUAUUUAAACCUCUCAGCGAGACAUGUACAAUGAAUUACGAUAGUGCUGACAUUUGGCCUGGAAAAGAAACUUCACAAGUAAUUUCAAUCCCAAAUGUGCAAUCAAUGAAUCCAAGAUCCCAAUAUGCUCCUCAGGCGGUACCAGAAGACUUGGCGCCAAGACUAACACGAUUGCAUGGAAAUCCAAUCGUAUGGUGGGUUGGACACGUUCUACAAUAUGUUUUACGCUACCAAAACAAUACGACAGAUUACAUCGAAGCCACGAUGCGAAGUCUAAAGCUAAAGAAUCCAAUCGUAGGUGUACACUUAGCAAAAACUGGUAGUGGGGAUUUAAGCUUGACACUGGACGAGCACAUGUGGGAAGUCGAGCGCUAUUACAAUCAGCUGGAGUUAAAACAGAUUGUAACAAAAAGGAGAAUUUAUGUCGCUGCUGAUGAUGUUCAAGUAAUUUCCGAUUUAACAAAAAGAUACCCUGAUUAUCAAGUAAUAUUUCACACCAAGAGAACGGAAACGUCGAGUGGUUUACUCAACUUCAUUAUAGAUUUGCACAUACUCUCGUUGACGGACUUUCUAGUUUGCUCAUUUUCCUCCGAAACCUGCAGAUUAGCUUACGAGUUGAUGCAAACCAAGCAACCAGACGCCUCGGCAAAAUGUCGAUCGCUAGACGACGUAUACUUCUACUCACAGCAACUGCACAAUAUGCGAAAAGCGAUACGGGUACACCAAAGCGAAAGUGAAGAGGAAAUUGAUCUUGAACUGAACGACUUAAUCGACCUUUGGCGUAACAAUUGGGAUGGUUAUUCUUUGGGGAGAAAUUUGCGUACGAACAGAUGGGGGUUGUUUCCAUCCCAUAAAGUUGAAAUAGAGAUUGAGACUGUAAAAUUUCCAACGUACUCUGAAAUUGAGUACACUAUUUAACAAUUUUUUUCGGUUUAUCGCCAAUUUCCUCUUUCUCAAAUUUGGCAUAAAGGAUACAAUAAUACCUACUUUACCUUAUUUCACAUUUUAGUAAUUGCUCGAAUCCUACCUUCAUAACUUAUUAGUUAUUAAACUAUCUGUAAUCACAGUACCUAUGUCAAUUAUUUGUAAGUAUUGGAUACCAACGGAUCAAACGAACAAUUAACCCUUGCCUAAAUCACAUACGACGUCUAGGACGAAGAGCCCUCAACUUACUAAAGAGAUUAUAAACUUAUCUUAACUUCGUGUCGUGAGCAAAGAUUACCAGUCCGUAAUCUUUCCAAAAGUGUUCUUUUUUAAUUUCAAAUAGCGUACAUAGUGUUAUCGUAUUAACUAUUAAUUCUGAUAACGUGACUUGCACGGCGAACAGGAUUUGCUAAACGGUAAUUAUCGGUGUAUUUCAAAAGCUAAUUAGCAACCCUACUACAAUAAUUAACUCCUAGAUCGUUCUGGUCUAACUUACGCACAAUGCCAGUGACGCUGGAAACAAAUUGAGCAAAAUAGAUAAAUAAUUCCUUCUUUCGGCGGAAGUACUAGUUUAUCGUUUUAUUUAAAACAAUGUUACAAAUUUGUGGCCGUUUAUAAAGUAGCAGGCCCUAAAAUUCAACAAAUAAGCUACUAUUCUAAUUAUGCUGCUCGAAAUUGCACGGACACUUUCAUGAAACUUUCAUUAUUUCGAACGACGUAAGAAUCCUCUUGUAAACAAAUUUGGCGAUUAAAGAGGAACGAAUGGCUUAAUUUGUAUCCACCCUAACAUUUUAACGAAGAUUACAAACACCUUGGAAGAUGCGUUGUUGUAUUUAGGUCGACAACUACCACAACCAUCAACAACAAAUUAAUUUCUUAAACCUUUGGCAGGAUAACCCUCCACUUCUGUAUAAAAAGCAUGUAUAAUAGAUCAAAACCCUACCUCUAAAAAAUAAUCAUAUACUGGUACGCAUAAAAUAAAUGUCCCCGAGGGUUAUAAAAUGACCAUCGAUAUUAGGAUGGGUAGACCACCCCAUUGAUAGCCGAGUAUACAUUUAUUUAGUAUGGAUUCCUCGAAUGCUAAAUAUUUCGAAGUUAAUAUACUUUCUCAUUCGGAUCUCCGGACGAGACAGUAUUCGGGGAACCCUACAAAGAGUGCAAAGAGCAGACUGAAAAUAGGGAUAUGGAACGAAAUAGAUUGGAUAUUUUUGGAGUAAGCCAAGUAAACUGGACUGAUACAAGAAGACGGAAUGAUGUUUUGCUACAGCGGAACUACUAAAGGCAAGAAUGGAGUGGGCAUUUUGGUCAAUGAAGGAGUGGCGUGGAGAGAGUAGUGGAGAAAGUUAUUUGUGAAGGAGAAGCAAGCACGAUUAAGUACUGUACCAAAAAGUCUUUUGUUGUACAAGUGUACAUGUCAACUAGUACUUAUGAAGCUAACAAAAUAGAAGAAAUGUACGAGAAAAUAGAAUGUUCUAAUGGAGAAAGAAGCGAGAGGUGGGUGCAAAAUAGUGAUGAGACACUGGAACGCUAGUAUUGGAGAAGGUAGAGUGGACAGAGCCGUUAGAGAUUGUGGAUUAAGAUCAAGGAAUGAUGCAAAGAAAAGAAGAUGGUCAUAGGCCACACUUGGUUCGAUCAUCAUAAAGGGAAACUUUACAGCCGGAAAUCCUCUGGAGACAGAUACCGAAAGCGGAUUGAUUUCAUUAUGAUUGAACAGAGAUAUCCAAAUGGGUGAAAAAUGUGUGUGGAUUGCCACGUUCUUUUGUUGGCAGAAUUAGAAAUAGAAUUUUUUUUUUUUUAAUUUAAUUUGUGUGCCUCGACUACUAGUGGCCAUUGGCACGUCUACAAGUACCUUUACUUACAAUGCACGUAUUCUAAUAAUAUUUCGCUUAUUAGACUAUUAUGAAAAGUAUUAAUGUCACAAAAAAGAGUAAAGGAAUGCGAUCUGGUAAAAUUAAGGGAGAUGGAUAACGAAUAUAUAGGAAUUCAAAUGAAAAGGGAGGUUGCAAUGAAGAAUCAUGAAACUACAGAAGACAAAAGGAAGAGUAUGAAGAAUGAGAUAAUCGCAGUGGCUGAGGAGGUGGGUGUAUAGGAAAGGAAAAAAAAGCAAAGAAGCCAUGGAUAACAUUUGAAAUGAUUAAUAAAUUUGAAGAAAGGAGGGAGUAUAAAUGGCAAAAUACGGCAGAAGGAAGAAAGAAAUACCGAAUAAUAAUAAAUGAAGGAGAUAAACCAAAGGGGCAAGGUAGCAAUGGCUGCUAAAUGAAUGCAGGGAGAUAAAAGAGCUCCAUCGAAUAGGAAGACAUCGUGUGAAAUGACUAUCAGUAUAUACCGGCAAUCUUUCCUGGCGAGAGGUUUAGUUUUUUGUUGUAUGCCAAUCAACCUGUCCAAUUAAAGAGAAUGGGUAAGGGUAUGUAAUAGAACCGUGGCGCUGAACGUUUCUGGACAACGCAAUAACAGUGACACCACAACUCAUAAGAAGAAGAAUACAAUGCUCUUAUACUUAUCUCUUUAGGAAGGUGGUAUACACUAUAUAUAGUGUUACGCGUACCAUUUGAAAUAAGAAUGACAGAUGUCAUUAGAAUGCACAAUCUUUCGCUAUAAUCUGUACGAUUAAAGUUAUGACUUAUCUAACCUCGGUUAAAAAGCGACUUAGUCAACUCAUUCAAACUUAUUAAAAUGUCAAUUUAACAUAUGUUAUAAAAUAAAUACAGGGCGGAAAUCCAAACGGAAAAGUCCGGGAAAAAGGAAGCAGCAAAAAAAACCUACCGUAACACUAAACCGGAAUGAUCCCUUCGCGGUUACUUUACGUAUGGGUCGCUGAGGUCUAGUGAUACAAACUCACCGGUCGUCGUCCGUCAUUUUUUAUUUUGUCGUAAUUCGAGAUAAGUCUUAAUUUGGGAGAUGUAGUCGUGAUCGAGAGAUUUAGUCGUAAUCGGGAUAUUCAAUUCUAAUUAAUAAAAAGGUCGAUUAGAAAUGGAGAACAACGCCACGCCAACAUGUGUGGCGUUAUCUAGGGCGUUAUCAAAUACACUAAAUCUAUUAUCAUUAAAUGAAAUGCAUAAUUUCAAAAGGAUACAGUAACAUACACUUACCUAAUCAAUUAAAAGGUCGAAUGCCUAAAGAUAUCAGUGCGCUUUACUGGAUAAUGUCGACUUAUACAUAGAAUUUUUAAAAUGCAAGGACACAGAUAGUGAGGAAUUUGUCCACAUGUUGUCACAGAUUUGAAUUUGACUAAUAUUACGCUAGCAGUGCAAUCUGUUGAGGAGACAAAAUGUAAAAAUCCCCCCGGAAUAAACGGGUAGGCGACACAUACAGGGCAACAGCCAGAUGUGAAUACAUAAAUAAUUACUUAUCAUCCCUGCACUUAGUGAUUAGUAUAAUUGUCCAAUGACGAGUUGCGUCAAUCAUCAUCUAGAAAAAUAAUGCGAAUAAAUUAGAAUAUAAUCACAAACUACUACUACUUUUUAAGUGUGACAUCUAUUGGCGAACAGAAAAAAAGGAGGCUGCUUUGAAAAAAAUAAAGUGAAGACCUGCUGAACCAAUUCUAACAUUUGCAAAUAGUUUCCAACCUAAAUGGAACGAGGAUGUCCUGUCUUAACACAUUUGCGGAUAGACGAA
Messenger RNA from Photinus pyralis (common eastern firefly), 6071 nucleotides. Its product is annotated as alpha-(1,6)-fucosyltransferase-like. Gene Ontology annotation, biological process: protein N-linked glycosylation. Gene Ontology annotation, molecular function: alpha-(1->6)-fucosyltransferase activity; protein binding. Bases 765 to 2450 code for a protein of 561 amino acids. The transcript has 8 exons. NCBI's taxonomy places the organism in Eukaryota, Metazoa, Arthropoda, Insecta, Coleoptera, Lampyridae. The record is from RefSeq and is a predicted model, not a curated record.